Molecule: messenger RNA, 240 nt
Organism: Durusdinium trenchii
Lineage: Eukaryota; Dinophyceae; Suessiales; Symbiodiniaceae
Source: the annotation of a GenBank genome assembly
AUGUCCUUGGCGACCAACUCUGCACAUCACCCGCAGCGGCACGAGAAGGUGGCAGCCUUUCGCAAAGCUUUGGACACAGCAGACGGACUUCCAGCUGAGCUGAGACAAGAUCUUUGCGCCUUGCCGGCUGGAGGAGUCUACGCCGAAGGAGUGCGAAACGCCAGGAAGCCUCGUGCCGCCAGGCUCCAAGGGCCGGCCACCACCAUGCAAAGGCCGUGGAGCUCUGGAGCAGUCAUGUAG